Messenger RNA from Triticum dicoccoides, 1633 nucleotides. Its product is annotated as alpha-galactosidase-like. Gene Ontology annotation, biological process: carbohydrate metabolic process. The transcript has 13 exons. NCBI's taxonomy places the organism in Eukaryota, Viridiplantae, Streptophyta, Magnoliopsida, Poales, Poaceae. Gene Ontology annotation, cellular component: plant-type cell wall. The record is from RefSeq and is a predicted model, not a curated record. Bases 82 to 1416 code for a protein of 444 amino acids. Gene Ontology annotation, molecular function: hydrolase activity, hydrolyzing O-glycosyl compounds.
CGCCCCGUUGUUCCUGGCCAGACACGUAUAUCGGCGGCUACGUCCAGGUCAACAGGCGGGGGGAGACUCGGCGAGAGAUCAAUGGAAGGUUAUCGUGGCCGGCCAUGGACCAGGCUACCGGCGCUGCUGCUGGCCUGCGCCGCCGCCGCCGCCGUGGGCGAGUGCAGGGUGGUGCACGUGGGAGAGGCGCACCGGCGGAGCAUGCUGGCCAAUGGCCUCGGCGCGACGCCGCCCAUGGGGUGGAAUAGCUGGAAUCACUUCGCCUGCGACGGCAACGGCGAGGUUGUCAUCAGGGAGACCGCCGAUGCGCUUGUGUCCACCGGGCUCGCCGCUGCCGGCUACAAAUACGUCAAUCUUGAUGAUUGCUGGGCAGAACCCGAACGUGAUGCGAAGGGCAAUCUUGCGGCGAACAAGAAGACGUUCCCGCACGGGAUAAAGGCACUCGCAGACUACGUCCACAGCAAGGGGCUCAAGCUCGGCAUCUACUCCGAUGCUGGAUACAAGACAUGCGCCAAGGCUCAGCCUGGGUCCCUCGGCCACGAGGAGCAGGACGCCAAGACCUUUGCCUCCUGGGGAGUCGACUACCUCAAGUACGACAACUGCAACAACGGCGACACGAAGCCGCUGCAGAGGUACCCUGACAUGAGCAAGGCUCUGAUGCAGGCCGGCCGACCCAUCUUCUUCAACCUCUGCGAAUGGGGCGACAUGCACCCGGCGCGGUGGGGCGCGGCCUACGGCAACAGCUGGAGAACCACCAACGACAUUGAGGACACCUGGAACAGGUUGAUAUCUUGGCCCGUUUCCCCUUUUGGCCAUCCUGCUGGCUGCUGCAACUCUGUCAUUCAGAUUGUUCAGAGGAGAAUGGUUUGGUGUUUCAGCAUGACGUCGAUGGCGGACCAGAACGAGGUGUGGGCCGAGUACGCGCGCCCCGGCGGCUGGAACGACCCGGACAUGCUGGAGGUGGGCAACGGAGGGAUGACCAACGACGAGUACAUCGUGCACUUCAGCAUCUGGGCCAUCUCAAAGGCGCCUCUGAUCAUCGGCUGCGACGUGAGGCACAUGUCGCAGGACACCUACGACAUCCUCGCCAACAAGGAGGUGAUCGCCGUCAACCAAGAUCCUCUCGGCGUACAGGGGAAGAAAGUGAGGAUGGAGGGGAGCAGCGAGAUCUGGGCUGCGCCGCUGACGGGGUACAGGACGGCGGUGCUGCUGCUGAACCGGCACGCCAAGGACGAGGCCCAGAUCACGGCGCACUGGGACGACAUCGGCCUCCCCGCCGGCACGGCCGUCGACGCCAGGGACCUCUGGCUGCACAAGACGCUCGACGCCAAGUUCACGGACAAGAUGAGCUUCAACGUGACGCCGCACGCGGCCAGGAUGUUCGUGCUCACGCCUCUCAAGUCCCAGAUGGACUAAGGAAAAACGACAUGGGUUGAUGCCCGUUCCGAAAUAUACAUUUUCCCCCUGCUACUUCUAUUUUUUCCGUAAUAGUUUGGAAGUGGUUUUUAGCGUGUAAUAAUUUUUUGACAACUUUUAGUGUGUGUAAUAAGUAGUACCAUGCAGCAGGCGCGGUGAGCAAUUUCCAAAUCAUUUUAAAAAAAUUGUGUAAUAAAUUUGAGUGUUUAUAUCUUAA